Mycosarcoma maydis (corn smut) is the source of this 813-nucleotide messenger RNA. RefSeq lists its product as uncharacterized. The transcript has a single exon. NCBI's taxonomy places the organism in Eukaryota, Fungi, Basidiomycota, Ustilaginomycetes, Ustilaginales. The record is from RefSeq and is a predicted model, not a curated record. Gene Ontology annotation, cellular component: mitochondrion; mitochondrial intermembrane space. The coding region runs from base 1 to 813 and encodes 270 amino acids.
AUGUCGACGUGGACUUCGCCCUCGAUGUCGCGGUUCAACCGGGGCACCUCUUCUACCGAAGACACAUACUCUGGUGUCGGAUCAUCGUCCUUCGCACCUCAAUACGAGCCCGUCAUACUCGGCUCUUCCUCGGUGUUCAAACCACUCACACCACCUCAAGUCUCGAACCUCACAACAUCCACCUGUCUAGCAAUCAGAGAAUUCAAAGAGCUACUCCGACAGUACCGCCAGCUGGACGAUGGUAUCACCACACGGCUGAAUAGAAGUUUUGCACGCUCUCGAGCACUAGGCGAAUCCACGUCGCCUUCGCUACUUUCCUCUAGCAAAACUAACUCGGCCAGCUCGAUCGAUCUGGGCACGAGCACCUACGGCACACCUGCACCGGGAGCGUGCGCCGCGUUUUGGAGAGAGCUCGUGGAUGUCUGGAUUGGAAGAGAAGAGGUGGUGAGGUUUUGCAUCAAAGUGGCUGAUCAACAUGCCCGGCCUGCUCCAACUCCACUACUCUCGACGUCCGACAGUACGGAUCGGCUUCUCGACGCUGACUAUCAUCCAACAUCUGCGUCACAAUCCAGACCAGAAAAUAGGUGGAGUAGAGCAGAAAACACUUCGGAAACCUUGGCGAGACAGUUGCACAACGAAUUAUCCGUGGAGAGCAUCAUCCGUGCAAGAAGCCUAGACGCCUUCAAGUCGAGGUGCAAGUUCUUUACCCCCAAUCCUCCCGAUGGUCCGGAAGGCGAUAGGGAAAGAGCCAUGUGGAACGGGCUACCGAUACCUGCUGCUCAGGAUAGCGCUGACCACAUCCGUCGACCCUAG